UGGAUCAACAAAGCGGCCAAAACCAGCAGGACGAGAACUCACCAGAAGUUUAAACCGUGUUUUUUUUUAUGAUGUUUUAUUAAGAGUCGCAGCAGGAGCUUGAGCUCGGCGCCAUUGUUUGUGUUUGCAUUAGUUAGUUAAUUGCAAAAGCUGCGAUGUGGAGAGGCGGAGGGGGGGAGGGAGAGGCGAAGGAGGCACCGGAGAAAGGAAAGGAGGAGGGACCCAGGACUUAAUUAUAACCGAUUGGUUUGUGCGUUGUGAGUCUGACUCAAAGCCAAAAUUACAUUACAUUUUAAUUAUUAAUCAUUUUAACCGAGUGACUUGCUUGAGGUUUUUUUUUAUUUUUUGGAGUGGCUUUUCUUCUUCUUUUCUUUCUUGACUCCUUGCAUCGUUACUAAAGGCCUCCGUGGUGAUAUCCGGGAAGCAGCAGCACCGUGGGACUGCUAGCGGCUCGUGGAUCUCGUCAGGCGUGGAAGGAAAGUGCGUUAUUGUUAGUGGGCGCUCAUCAUCAUCAUCAUCAUCACCCUCUUCUUCCGGCCUGCUGAGAAGCGAAGCCGGGAGCUGGAGUUUGCCACGGAGGACUCGCCAUGGCGGUAAACCUGGACAAGGAAGCCUACUACCGACGGAUCAAGAGAUUUUACGGCAACUGGAAGAAAGGAGAAGAUGAGUUCGGUAAAGUUGACGCCAUCGUGGUGUCCGUGGGAGUGGACGAAGAAAUUGUGUACGCCAAAUCCACGGCCAUACAGACGUGGCUGUUUGGCUACGAGUUGACGGACACCAUCAUGGUCUUUUGCGACACCAAAAUUAUUUUCCUCGCCAGCAAGAAGAAGGUGGAUUUCCUCAAACAGGUUGCUAUCACUAAAGGCAACGAGAACGCCAACGGCGUGCCGCCCAUCACCCUGCUCACCAGAGAAAAGAAUGAAAGCAACAAGGCCAACUUUGACAAGAUGAUCGAGGCGAUCAGAGGCAGCAAGCAGGGCAAGACGGUGGGCUUCUUCAGCAAAGACAAGUUCCCCGGAGACUACAUGAAGAGCUGGAACGACACCAUCACCGCCGAGGGGCUGGAGAAGGUGGACAUCAGCGCUGUGGUCGCGUACACGAUGGCGGUGAAGGAGGACGGCGAGCUGGCGCUGAUGAAGAAGGCCGCCGCCAUCACCAGCGAGGUUUACUCAAAGUUCUUCAAGGAGCGCGUCAUGGAGAUCGUCGAUGCAGAUGAGAAAGUGCGCCACAGUAAACUGGCCGAGUCGGUGGAGAAGGCCAUCGAGGAGAAGAAGUACCUGGGGGGUGCGGAUCCUUCCACGGUGGAGAUGUGUUACCCCCCCAUCAUCCAGAGCGGCGGCAACUACAGCCUGAAGUUCAGCGUCGUCAGCGACAAGAACCACAUGCACUUCGGUGCCAUCACGUGCGCUAUGGGGAUCCGCUACAAGUCGUACUGCUCCAACCUGGUGCGCACCCUCAUGGUGGACCCCCCCCAGGAGAUGCAGGACAACUACAACUUCCUGCUGCAGGUGGAAGAGGAGCUGCUGAAACAUCUCAAACACGGUGUGAAAAUCAGCGACGCCUACAACGCCGUUCAGGAUUACGUGAAGGAGAAGUCGGACCUCGUAUCAAAGCUGACCAAAAACCUCGGCUUUGCGAUGGGAAUUGAGUUCAGGGAAGGCUCCUUGGUGCUGAACGUUAAAAACCAGUACAAACUUAAAAAAGGCAUGGUGCUGAGCAUCAGCUUGGGCUUCGCUGACCUCGUCAAUAAAGAGGCCAAGAAGGACGAGCAGAAGAAGUACGCCCUGUUCGUCGGCGACACGAUACAGAUCAAUGAGGAAGACGCAGCGACGAUACUCACACCUGUGAAGAAAAAGAUAAAGAACGUGGGGAUCUUCCUGAAGAACGACGACGAGGACGACGAGGAGGAGGACGGGGACGACGCGGAGGAGCUGCUGGGGAAGGGCGCCCGCAGCGCCGCCCUGCUGGCGGACAGAACCAGAAACGAGCUGACGGCGGAGGAGAAGAGGCGGGCCCACCAGAAGGAGCUGGCCAAUCAUCUGAACGAAGAGGCCAAGCGGCGCCUGACGGAGCGGCAAGGAGAGCAGCAGAUUCAGAAGGCCAGAAAAUCCAACGUGUCCUAUAAGAAUGUGUCUCAGAUGCCGCGAGAGAAGGACAUCCGAGAAAUGAAGAUCUUCAUCGAUAAGAAGUACGAGACGGUCGUCAUGCCCGUGUUUGGCAUCGCCACGCCGUUCCACAUCGCCACCAUCAAGAACAUCAGUAUGUCGGUAGAGGGCGACUACACCUACCUGAGGAUCAACUUCUACGUGCCCGGCAGCUCCCUAGGGCGCCAGGAGGGAAACAUCUUCCCCAACCCCGACGCCACCUUCGUCAAAGAAAUCACGUACCGGGCCUCCAACCUCAAGACCCCCGGCGACCCGUCGGUGCCCUCCACCAACCUGCAGAACGCCUUCCGCAUCAUCAAGGAGGUGCAGAAGCGCUACAAGACGCGGGAGGCGGAGGAGAAGGAGAAGGAGGGCAUCGUCAAGCAGGACUCGCUGGUCAUCAACCUGAACCGCAGCAACCCCAAGCUCAAGGACCUCUACAUCCGGCCCAACAUCGCCCAGAAGAGGAUGCAGGGCUCCCUGGAGGCGCACACCAACGGUUUCCGCUUCACGUCGGUCCGCGGCGACAAGGUGGACAUCCUCUACAACAACAUCAAACACGCCAUCUUCCAGCCGUGCGACGGCGAGAUGAUCAUCGUGCUCCACUUCCACCUCAAGAACGCCAUCAUGUUCGGCAAGCGGCGCCACACGGACGUCCAGUUCUACACGGAGGUCGGCGAGAUCACCACCGACCUCGGCAAGCACCAGCACAUGCACGACCGGGACGACCUGUACGCCGAGCAGAUGGAGCGGGAGAUGAGGCACAAGCUCAAGUCGGCCUUCAAGAACUUCAUCGAGAAGGUGGAGACGCUGACCAAGGAGCAGCUGGAGUUCGAGGUUCCGUUCAGAGACCUCGGGUUCCAGGGCGCCCCCUACAGGAGCACCUGCCUGCUGCAGCCCACGUCCGGCUCCCUGGUGAACACCACCGAAUGGCCGCCGUUCGUGGUGACUCUGGACGAGGUGGAGCUGGUCCACUUUGAGCGCGUGCAGUUCCACCUGAAGAACUUCGACGUGGUCAUCGUCUACAAGGACUACAACAAGAAGGUCACCAUGAUCAACGCCGUGCCCGUCAACUCCCUCGACCCCAUCAAGGAGUGGCUCAACUCGUGUGACAUCAAGUACACGGAGGGCGUCCAGUCCCUCAACUGGACCAAGAUCAUGAAGACCAUCGUCGACGACCCGGAGGGCUUCUUCGAGCAGGGCGGCUGGUCCUUCUUGGACCCGGAGAGCGAGGGGAGCGGCGCGGAGGAAGACUCCGAGUCGGAAAUGGAGGACGAGACCUUCAACCCGUCUGCAGAUGAAGAGGAGCAGGAGGAGGAGGACAGCGACGAGGACUACGACUCGGACACGGAGGACUCGAAUUACAGCGGCGAGUCGGAGGGCAGCGAGGAGGAGAGCGGCAAGGACUGGGACGAGCUGGAGGAGGAGGCCAGGAGAGCUGACAGGGAGAGCCAGUACGUGGAGGACGACACCACCGCGGCCCCCGCCGCCAACAACAACAACAACAGCAGCAAGAAGAGGAAGGUCCGCCCUUCAGCCCCCAGCAGCGCGCCCAGCAAGAAGAAGAGACGCUCCUAAACACACACACACACACACACGCGUACUGCCAAACCUAGUCGACCCCUCCCUCGCCCCAAAAUGGCUCUUCUGACUUGUAUACUGAAGAAAACAACAACCCCCCCCCCCCCUCCAGCCGGACAGUCACACACACUGCAAUCAAUAGCCCCCCCCACCCACCCCUUCCUUCUCCAUCCAUCAGGGUUGUGUGUGUGUGUGUGUGCGUGUGUUUAAAUGGAUUUUUAUUGCGAGCAUUGUUGGGUUUUUUUGUUCUUUUGAGAGAAAAGUUUCUGAUGGGAAAAAAAAAACUUAAAAUAUUCUGUUUUUGUAUAAAAACUGAGACUUUACACCUCGUUGUCUUUGUUUCACGUCCCCUCGUCUUUUCCUCAGUGUUUGUUCCGUUGUAGUAAUAAGAUUGAACAUAUUCUCUUAUUGAGGGGGGGGCAGAUACAUCUUCUGAUUUCUUUUCUUUAAAUGGGGUGUAAACUGUCACACACACAUGCACGGACACACACACACACCGCCUCCCUCGUCCUCUGAUCUUUUUGUUAAUUCUGAGUAGGUUUGUUGUACUGUUGAUUCUGAGAAUGUUGUUUUUGUAAUAAAAUUAAAAGGAACUUAA
Messenger RNA from Pungitius pungitius (ninespine stickleback), 4323 nucleotides. RefSeq names its product SPT16 homolog, facilitates chromatin remodeling subunit (gene supt16h). The record is from RefSeq and is a predicted model, not a curated record. Gene Ontology annotation, biological process: transcription elongation by RNA polymerase II. Gene Ontology annotation, cellular component: FACT complex. The transcript is spliced from 24 exons. Bases 588 to 3722 code for a protein of 1044 amino acids. Lineage: Eukaryota; Metazoa; Chordata; Actinopteri; Perciformes; Gasterosteidae. Gene Ontology annotation, molecular function: nucleosome binding.